This is a messenger RNA of Cucumis melo (muskmelon), 1319 nucleotides long. RefSeq lists its product as uncharacterized. Gene Ontology annotation, biological process: positive regulation of transcription by RNA polymerase II. Bases 56 to 1216 code for a protein of 386 amino acids. The transcript has a single exon. The record is from RefSeq and is a predicted model, not a curated record. Lineage: Eukaryota; Viridiplantae; Streptophyta; Magnoliopsida; Cucurbitales; Cucurbitaceae. Gene Ontology annotation, molecular function: protein dimerization activity; DNA-binding transcription factor activity, RNA polymerase II-specific; RNA polymerase II cis-regulatory region sequence-specific DNA binding.
UCAGAGCUUGAGAAAAACAAGAAGAAGAAGAAGAAAGAAUAAACGAGAGAACUCAAUGACGAGGAAGAAAGUGAAAUUGGUUUGGAUUGCAAGCGACAAUGCAAGAAAAGCCAGUUUCAAGAAGCGAAGGCUCGGAUUAUUAAAGAAAGUUAGUGAACUCACCACUCUCUGUGGCGUUUAUGCCUUCGCCGUCAUUAAUGGCCCCGACGAAGACCAUCCUGUCAUCUGGCCAUCCCUCUCCGCCGCUCAACACCUCUAUCGCCGCUUCCACAGCCUUCCGGAAGUAGAACGCCAGAAGAAAAUGACGAACCAAGAGACCUAUCUCAAAGAACGCACCACCAAGACUCAAGAUCUGUUAAAGAAACACAUCAAGAAGAAUCAAGAACUCGAACUCGAUCUCCUCAUGCAUCAAUUGCAUCAAGGUCGUCAGAUUUACCAACUCACCAACGGCGAAUUGCUUGGAUUGUUCUGGAUGAUCGAGGAGAGGAUAAGAGACUGUCGAAAACGAAUCGAGUAUCAUCAUCAGGUUCAUCGUCUUCCUCCUCCUGGACUUGUUACUUCUAACUCUCCUCUGCUUGAAACAGAGAACAAUGAGAUGGAUCUGAUUGAUAAUGGAAGGAAUUUGAUGGAUCAAUGGUUUAUUGAUAUGGUGAUGAACACCAACGAUAAAAUUGGUGGAAGUAGUAGUAGUAUGGCAGGGGAGUUAGGGUUCGUUCAAGCGGAAGGGAACGGAGUCGACUUGAUGAAUGGAGGAGGAAGUUCCAUGGUGGAGGUCAGCGAAAUAGGCGGAACGGGAACGAUUAUCGUAGAAGGAGAUGGUGAGGAGAACAAUUUGCUAUCGGAAUGGAAUUUUGGGGGAAAUGACGAUUCUGGAAUGAGUGAGAUUGAGAAGCUUGUGAACGAUAUCGGUGGCGUUGGUGGUCAUGUUGAGCUUAAUGCUAGUUCAAUGGAUUUGAGUCACGAACAAGGCGAUUUUGGAAUCAACUGCAACGUCGUCGGAGGUCCCAUGGGGAGUCUGUAUACCGAUGGCGUUGAGGUGAAUGAUGAUGCAGAGAUGAUGCUUCAUGGAUUGUAUGAAAAUGGAAUAAGUGGGGAAGAAAAUGUGAAUCAAAAUGGAAACGAUCAGAAUGAAUUAGAAGAAGAUGAUGAAGUUGAAGAUGAAGAUGAUGAAGAUGAUCUUCUAAGCAAGGAAUGGUCAAACAACUUUACUCCAUGAUUGUUGCUAAUUAACUAUCGUUUAAUUAAGCUCUUAAUAAUGGAGAAAUUUAAGCUCUUAAUAUAUAAAUAUAAUUAUGUAUUAUGUUGGUAUGAAUUAUGAA